Sphaeroforma arctica JP610 is the source of this 1067-nucleotide messenger RNA. RefSeq lists its product as hypothetical. The transcript has a single exon. The record is from RefSeq and is a predicted model, not a curated record. Bases 215 to 982 code for a protein of 255 amino acids. NCBI's taxonomy places the organism in Eukaryota, Ichthyosporea, Ichthyophonida.
AAAACGCAGCCCGUAUUUCAGAGAGAAGCUUUUAUAUUUAGUAUUUAUUAAUACCCGUGGCCGUUGGGCGGUGAGUGGAGCAAAAUAAUAAUCAGUAAUUAAUCUCAAAAACAAAUCAUAUUGAACGUAAAACCAUCUACACAUAGUUACAUAAAGCUACAAGCACUCGGGAGACUAAAGACCUUGCUUGUACAAGUUACUGUAUACGAAUAGAAUGGCGAGUUCGGUUGACGACACCAGCGCCAACGGUGACAACGCUAUUAACAACAGCAAUAAGGAUGAUAUCAAUGUUGUCCAGACGUCGCUUAGCAACUGGUCGGUCCUCCGCACAGCCCACCUUGCGAACGCCCUAGCACUCUCAUAUCUCGUAUACAUCCAACACAAUGAUGGCCGGAUUCUGUUCGACCUAUUUGAUGCCUGGGAUUCUCUGUCAGAGAUGAAUGCACACAAUGGUGGUAAUAUUUCUAAUGGCACCUAUACUGUAGAACCUAGCGAAUUGGCGGUAAUUCUGGGACGGGCAAUCAACCUGCAACUGAUGUUCUCUGCGCUGGUGAUCUACUACGGGGUGUUCUGUGACAGUGAUAUCACGCGUCGGUGGGUGUCGCUGUACUCGUUGAUAUCCACAUUUUCCACAGCCAAGUUCCUGUACACCACUGUCAUAGCCAUUGCCUGGUCAAAGGGACGCGGACAGAGCCCAGUAGUAAGUGCAACACAAGACAUUGCUAAGAAUCUCAUCUUGUUGACCUUCGCUAACUUUACAGCGAUGGCAUACGAUGUGUUUAUGACCCGCCUCGAGCAGUCCUCUCUGAAGAGAGAUGGGUUGAUCUUGUUUAUGAAAGGCGAUCGACUUAAAAACGAGGAGAGACGGAGAGCGCUGGAAGCGGCUGGUAGUACAGGCGACGACAGUGUUACAAGUAGUAUUAGAUACCACGCAGAAGAGGUGGGCAUUGCGAAGUCGAGUGAAAUGAAGAAGUUGGACUAACACUCAUACAAUAUAGAUAUAGAUAUAUACAUUAUGUAGUUGCAUAAAUACUUCUAAGCUUAUUGUGGUAGCGUUUACAUAUCUU